This is a messenger RNA of Helianthus annuus (common sunflower), 1060 nucleotides long. RefSeq names its product 6,7-dimethyl-8-ribityllumazine synthase, chloroplastic. Gene Ontology annotation, biological process: riboflavin biosynthetic process. NCBI's taxonomy places the organism in Eukaryota, Viridiplantae, Streptophyta, Magnoliopsida, Asterales, Asteraceae. The transcript has 8 exons. Gene Ontology annotation, cellular component: intracellular anatomical structure; riboflavin synthase complex. Gene Ontology annotation, molecular function: 6,7-dimethyl-8-ribityllumazine synthase activity. The record is from RefSeq and is a predicted model, not a curated record. The coding region runs from base 61 to 768 and encodes 235 amino acids.
CCAAACGGAUAAAACAUCAAACUCAAAGGGGCCUGCAAUUCUCACCCAAACACUACAACAAUGGCGGCUGCUUCUUCUACAUCUGCAUCAUCAACCCUUCUUCAUCCUCUUCACAACAACAACACUUCAUCAUUAUUACCAUCCACAACAACACUCCACCGUCGCUCAUCUUCUCUAUCCCUUAUUUCUUCCCGUAACACUUCACCCCUCAUCCAAUUUUCCCAAAAAGGGUUUGCAAAUCCGCUGUUUGUAGCGCCGGUUGAGAAGAAGAAAUCGCCGGUUCGAACAGAAGCUGUGAAGCAGUUGACCGGUUUUUUGACGAAAGCUGAGGGUUUUAGAUUUGCCAUUGUUGUUGCAAGGUUUAAUGAAAUUGUCACAAGGCCUUUGUUGGAGGGUGCUUUGGACACAUUUAACAAAUAUUCAGUGAGGGAAGAAGACAUUGAUGUCUUUUGGGUUCCUGGUAGUUUUGAGAUCGGGUUGGUUGCUCAAAAGCUUGGACAAUCAGGGAAAUACCACGCAAUCCUGUGUAUCGGAGCUGUGGUAAGAGGUGAUACUACUCACUAUGAUGCUGUUGCUAAUACAGCUGCAUCUGGAGUCCUUUCAGCUGGCAUUAAUUCAGGUGUUCCUUGCAUAUUUGGAGUCUUGACAUGUGAAGACAUGGAUCAGGCCUUAAAUCGUGCUGGUGGUAAAGCAGGGAACAAGGGCUCUGAGGCAGCUUUGACUGCUAUUGAAAUGGCAUCUCUUUUUGAGCAUCACCUGAAGGCGUAAUUGUUGCAUGAUGGUCUGUCUAAUCAUGCAAGAGGAACACGAGCCUGUCAUUUAAACUACUUAUAGAGUUGAUUAAUCCUUUUUUCCGCUCUUUUUUGCUUGUAAUAUGCAUGAAAAAUCACAAAAAAGGUAAGAAAAAAUAGUCUUGUGGUUUUGUUGAGUACAUGACAGAAUUCAACAUAAUAAUGGGGAGAAUCAAGUGGAGAAACUUGAGAAUGGAUGUUGACUUGAGCAAUUCGACAGAUGUUUGCCACAUUUCAGUCAUUUUAUUGCUUAUUUCGUUAUUGUCUAU